UUACAUUAUAAGAGAACAGAAUUUUGGUGAAGUUGAUGGAGCUUUAGGGCUCCUAACCUUGGAUUCAAGGGUAGGGCAACAUAAAUCAGACUCGUAAAUUUGUGUUUACAAAUUGGCACGCUCGGUGGGACGACUCUACCACUCAUCUCCUUCUCUACAAAAAAAAAAAAUCAAUCUACCAACGAAGAUGGCUGCUCAACAAACCGUUUCCAUGUCCGAUGCUGAGAAGGCCGCUAUGGUGAAACAAAGGGCGGCAGAAUUGGCUGAGAUGAUGAAAGGGCGUGACGAGGGUAUACGCACCAGAGGAAUGAAGAACGCUAAUCUGAAUGAGGCUGCUUCGAGUCUGCGUUCGGCUCCUAUCACCACCAAAACAAGGAGAAAGAGCCAUGUCCGUGCUUCCUCCGACGUGUCCCCGAAUCCGUAUUACCGCAAGUCCCGCAACAUCCCUGUUUUCGGGUCCUUUCCUGCUGAAGGUGCACGAUUCCUUAUGCCCGGUGAAGAAGAUAUGCGUCCUCACCAAAAGCCUGACAGGCUGGUCAUCCACACUAGUCCUUUGUUCGAUCCUUUCUAUGUAGAAAGCGAUGCAAAGAGUAGUACCGGGUCUUCUCCAACGUCACCCCUCAAAGUAUCAGAUUGUGAAGAAUCGGUCCAGUCCCUACAAACCGACAUUGCGGAGGUGAUGGCGAUCGAAUCAAAGACCGUUGAGGAGCAGCUUGCCGAAAUGAAGGGCAUGAUCGUGAAGCUCAUGAAGGAUGGCGAGGAGAAAGACGAGGAAAUCAAGAAGCAGAAUGAGAGGAUUUCCUCCUUAACCAAAAAGCUCAAGAAACAGGAAGAGAGCGCGGACGAAGAGAACGACGACUCUGAAGGGAGUACGACUUCAAAAUCUACCACAAAGGGUGAAAAACUCGACGACACAUUCACCAUGAAAAAGAUCCAGGACAUGAUAACAAAUGCGGUGAAGAAUCAUAUCGUCGGAAGCUCCGGCCCUAGUCAUCUAUAUGAGAAGCCGUACACGAAGAAAAUCGAUCACUUAAGGAUGCCCGUCGGUUAUCAACCUCCGAAGUUCCAGCAGUUUGACGGAAAGGGGAACCCCAAGCAGCAUGUAGCCCACUUCAUCGAAACGUGCAACAACGCUGGCACAUCGGGGGAUUUACUCGUCAAACAGUUCGUCCGUUCUCUAAAGGACACGGCAUUCGACUGGUACACGGACCUUCCUGCAGAAGCCAUCGACAGUUGGGCAGAAAUGGAGGAAGAAUUCAAGGCCAGGUUCUACAGUACACGACGUGUCGUCAGCAUGAUUGAAUUGACAAAGACGACACAGUGGGAAAAUGAGCCUGUUGUAGAUUACAUCAACCGAUGGCGCACUCUAAGCCUGGAAUGCAAGGACCGUCUGACGGAGACCUCUGCUAUUGCAAUGUGCAACCAAGGUAUGAACUGGGAUUUGCUGUACAUUUUGCAGGGCAUAAAACCAAGAUCCUUUCAAGAUUUGGCUACCCGUGCUCAUGACAUGGAGAUCAGUAUCACCAAUAAUCGUGGAGGAGGUUCUUCAAGUUUCAAGAAGGAAAAGAAGGACUUCAAGAAGCCUGAGAAAUACGUGAAAGAUUCAACCAAGGAGUCAUUUGCCGUUGCCACUAGCUCUGCCCCUGUAAAAAUUUCGGCGAAGCCUAAAACUGAACAGAAGAAAGGGCCAUUUACAAAAGAUGCUCGGAGAGAUAAGCCAACGCUUAAAGAACUCCAAGCAAAGAAGUAUCCAUUUCCGGAUUCAGACUUGGCCGGCAUGUUGGACGAUUUGUUGGAGAAGAAGGUCAUAAGCUUGCCUGAGUCCAAGCGCCCUGAUCAAAUGGGAAGGACAUCUAACCCAAACUUUUGCCCUUACCAUCGAAUAGUGAGCCAUCCUAUCGAAAAGUGCAUCACUCUCAAGGAGAGAAUCAUGCAACUUGCAACAGAAGGGAGGAUUGUGCUAGAUCUGGAUGAAGCGGCGGAGUCCCAUCAUGCUUCAGUCAUCCAGUUUGGAAGUUUGGAUCCCAUUUUGAUAAUAGAUCCCGUCAAGAAUUCUGCGUCCACCCCUCUACCUCGCAAGGAAGAUGAGGAAGGAUGGACAUUAGUGACGAGAAGGAAGAAGAGAAAGCAAACGAAGCUAGAAGAGCAACCUCCUCUUCGUCAAAAGCAACACCAGAAAAGAAACAAAUCCAAAAGUUCGCAUGUCACGAGAAACAAAGGUCUCGUGAAGAAGAAGAGCACCCCGCGCGACAGUUUUCCCACAAAGGAGGUACGAAAGCAUGUCACAUUAAAUGAUUUCUUUCCGCAGGAAUACCUCGGCGAAGUUUCUGUCAACACAGUGACCUGUAGCGUGGCGGAAGAAGAAGAGAAAGAAGAGAAAGAAGAGAAAAGUCAAGUCUCUGAAGGGCUAAACCAUGAAAGAGACCCUGAAAGAGAUGCAAAGAUCCUGGCGUUGUUAGGUACGGUCCCUUCUCGAAUGGGUUGGCGCCAAGCUUUAUCCCUACCCGAAGAAAUGAGGUUCGCCCUUGCACGUGCCAUAGAAAAUCCGACGCAAUAUACAUCGAAGGAAAAUAUUGAGCAAGGGAUCUACGAAAAUCACCCUGAACGUUGUGCUGCAUGCAGUGCGGCCUUGGCAUUCACAGACGAAGACCUUAUGUUGGGUUCAAAGCCUCACAACAGACCUCUCUUUGUAUGUGGAUACAUCCGCAAGAAAAAGAUCAACCGCAUCUUGGUAGACGGAGGUUCCGCAGUGAACAUAAUGCCGAAGUCCACCAUGACGAAGUUGGGAAUCACCGAAAGUGAGUUGACCGAAAGUCGAUUGAUGAUCCAAGGAUUCAAUCUAGGCGGGCAACGAGUCAUCGGUAUGAUAAGAGUUGAUCUGACUAUCGGAGAAAUGACUGCAACAACAAUUUUUCAUGUCAUUGAUUCGAAUACUUCAUAUCGCCUAUUGCUAGGCCGACCUUGGAUGCACGAAAAUGGAGUAGUAGCCUCAACCUUGCAUCAAUGCUUCAAAUAUUACAGAAACGGUGAAAGAAAGGUGAAUGCGGACGUGAAGCCAUUCUCUGAAGCAGAGUCUCAUUUUGCCGAUGCGAAAUUCUAUGCCAGCCAAGGAGAGCCUGUUGAAGUAAUGCCCACGGAAAUUGCAUCGACUGGAAAAGUCAUGCCGAAGAAGUUGCAAUCAAGGGUUACAGAAGAGAAGCCUUCAAGGAACGUUCUGGAGCCGUCACAUGAAACAGUUGAUGAGAAGAAAAGCAAGGAGAUUCUUUCGCAAAGAGUUAGAAGAAAAUCCUAGAGAAGUAGUGCCAGUGCUACGUUACAUCCCCAUGUCACGUCGCAAAGAAGGUCAGUCUCCGUUUAUGAAUUGUGGAGCAGAAACAACUUCAAAAAAGGUCAAGGACAUGCCGCAAGAAUUUGAUAAAAGCAUGA
Molecule: messenger RNA, 3426 nt
Organism: Spinacia oleracea (spinach)
Lineage: Eukaryota; Viridiplantae; Streptophyta; Magnoliopsida; Caryophyllales; Amaranthaceae
Product: B3 domain-containing protein Os01g0234100
Exons: 2
Coding region: 188-3292 (1034 amino acids)
Molecular function (GO): DNA binding
Source: RefSeq, a predicted model, not a curated record